Anoplopoma fimbria (sablefish) is the source of this 5378-nucleotide messenger RNA. It is a transcript of the gene wbp1, whose product is annotated as WW domain binding protein 1. The transcript has 4 exons. Lineage: Eukaryota; Metazoa; Chordata; Actinopteri; Perciformes; Anoplopomatidae. The record is from RefSeq and is a predicted model, not a curated record. Bases 145 to 1041 code for a protein of 298 amino acids.
ACUACUGUUUCAACCCAGUCAAGGAACAACAAAAACAUGUCGGAGCGCGACAGGCUUUAACACUUUCACAGCAUCAUCGAUAGUCAACGAUUCGACCGACUGCUAUAUGAUUCCCGUCGCGUUAACGCCCGACAACCCGGAAAGAUGCCGCAGAAAGCACUGGGAUCCAUUGUAGGUCUUCUUUGUACCGGGACCUGUCUGGUGCAGGGGAAGGAGUUCUGUUUCGGGGUAAACAAUGAGCAGUACCGCUGUGAGAUGGGGUACUGCUGUGGAGAGACAGAAUGCUGCACCUACUACUAUGAGCUCUGGUGGUUCUGGUUGGUGUGGACCCUGAUCAUCAUGCUCAGCUGCUGCUGUGCCUACCGACACCGGAGGGUUAAGAUGCGUCUUCAGCAGGAGCAACGUCAACGUGAGAUCAGCCUCAUGGCCUACCAAGGCGCCUCCAGCUCCUUCAUUUCCCCUCCACCGCUCAAUCUACGUUUCUGGAACGACUGCAAGCUUCCUGACUAUGAAGAGGUGGUAGGUCACCCCCCCACACCACCUCCUCCUUACUCUGAAAACCCCCCUGAGACUAUUCCAGCACUCCUUCCUCAAGUGAGCCAGCCAGACGCCAUGGUGCCACAGCCCCCACCUGAGGCCGACCCGAGGGUGGACAGUGAGGCCUCCGGCUCAUCAUCAAACCAGGAAGCAGUGUCGAUGUCGAUCCAAGCACAAUGUCUGGCAGAGGAGAACGUAGAGGCUUCACUGAUGGCGGCGGCCGUGGAUGAAGAAGAAGAAGAAGAAGAAGAGGAGGACGAGGAGCUUGUCACUCGACGUCGCCACGUAACCGGCGACUCAGGGAUCGAGGUGUGCGUCUGCCAGCUGGACGUAGACGAAGGAUCGGGGCUCGAAGAGGAAAGCGACGAGGAGCACCGGAUGUGCAAGGUCACCGGUCAGGACUGCUGCUCCGGACACCAGCGCCAGACCUUCAGACAGAAGGAGCACACCUCUGAGCUGCCCAGCCAGACCGCCAGCACCAGCACCGGAGACCACAUGGUGUGAUCCACCGCGUAACUUAACCAGCCGACCAGCGUGGCUUUCUGCUUCACGCAGGGUGUAUCAUCAUCGUCGUCGUCGUCAUCAUCAUCAUCAUCACCACAGAGACUGUUUGUGUUUUAAUCCUUUGAACUAACACACAGGCGUGACGUUAAGAUGAUGAUGAUAACUAAUACUUAAUGGCUCCUGAUGAGGAAACAUGAAUAACAUUGUGUGGACAAACUCCAGUAUUUCUUUGUUUGUUUUUUUCCUUUUCUUUUUUAGUGGGGAUUUUUUUUUUUUUUUUUCUUCGUAACAAAUUAGACAGCGUCGUGGGUAGUGAGGCGACAACAAUUGAUUGUGACAGAUACCAGAAUUGACUGUUUCCUUUACUCCUACCCUCUCCUUGGGGACUGCUGUCAUGUUUCCGUUUCUGUGCCGCCACUAGGCUUGGUCAUAACAUUUCCGGCCAUCCCUUCCAUCUGACAUUUUACCUCCGGUGGGACGGUCAGUUAGGAGCAAACCAACACGGUCAGCAACAUUUCUCCCCUAUCUCCUCUAUGACCCUGAAGCAGAGGAGUCAACAACAAACCUCUUGAAAACUGAAAUGACUGGAGCGCACAUUUUUUCUUUUUUUACCCAAAGCUGUGUGUUCGUUGAAAUCUAGGACACAGCUGCAUGAUGAUGUCAGCUCUGAGGUCAUUGCAACGAGCGUCUCGUGUGAAGUCUGUGGGAAUGUUUUCGCAUCUAGAGUGGGUGAGACUUUUCACUCACAAGCGGCAGAGGAGAGAAACAAGAAGGAGUUGAGUGAUGUUUGUCUCUGGGUUCUAAAUGUCAUAUACACCCCCCCCCCCCCCCCCCCCAGCCCUUUAUUCUUUUUUGAUAUCCAAAUUGUGGUCUCCACAGCUCUGUGGUCACCAAUCAGCAUGACUGUAGGUGAGGAAGGAUUAGGGAGUUAUUAAUUGUGUGCACGUCAUCCCCCCAUCCCCUCUACUCCGGUUUCUGACUGCAUUCAAUUCAUAGUUAUAGCCAAGAGGGCUAUGCCACCGAUUUUGUAAUCAAUAAAAAGCCUUGUGGCUCUGUCUUUUAGUUACUGUGUUAUGUCAGAGUGUGUAGUGGCAGCAUUUUGCUCAUUCUAAACAUAAGUAGUAUAUAGCUCAUAAAGAAGGUUGUACUUGCUUUUUUUUUUUUUCAUUUCAUAACCAGCUUUGCAUCAAUAAAGGCCGCAGGUGUCCCCAUUAAUUGCAAUAAAGCUCCUGACGUGGAGCUGCUAGAGUGUGUACUAGUGAGUGGGUGUCAUAGUGCAGUUGGGAAGGGUUUGAGUCUUGUGCGUUUUGUAUAUCUUUAUAGUGCUGUAGCAUCUGGUUGUAGUACUUGCUCAGCACUGAGGUGGAUUAACUAUUAAAAAGCACUGGUAUUUUGCAUGACGCAUGAAUUUCUGUGUUCUUAUUUGAGUUAAUUAGUAUUUUCUAGUAGUUGAGCUACUUGCUUUGCUCAUCUGUUUUAUAAAAAAUCGUGGGCUACAGUAGCUACACAUCUGUGCACCCAGAUGUUAGGGUAAAGAAACGGACUGUGGUUAAAGUUUGAUUGUGUUCCGACUGUGUGAGCAAUGCUAUGCUGUUGUGCAGUGCUGGUAGCUAGUAGAGAUUUGCAGAGGUAUUUUCCAUUGGCAGCAGAGGAAGGGUGCGUUAGCAAGUUGUAGGUGAAUGCAGGCUCUGCUCUGCAAUCCAGUGCGUGUCGGCACAGCUGCAGACUCUUUUGUGAUUAACUGCAUGCUUCACUGUGUUGCAUAUCGUUUGACCAAUCUAACGCACGGUAUGUGGAUAGCCGUCAAACUGGUUGUUGUGAGAUAGGAUAACCACCGCAAAACAAAAUUGAUAAAAAAAAGAUUUAAAAAAAGUCUGUGCAAGAGACAAGUAGUAACUGACAAGUCAGUGAAUGUUUCAUUGAGAAUUUAGUCCAGAACAAUGUCCCAGAACUUUGUAUUAGUUUGCUCUGAUACUGUGUGUCAAAAUGGGCACAGUGUAAAGACUCAGGUCAGUCAUUCUGCUUCACAAAAGCACAGAUGCUCACAAAGUACUUGUCCUGAUUGUGUUUUAUCAUUGUUAUAGUGGGUAGCCUUAAUGGUGUAAAUCCAUAAAAGGUUAAAAAAAAAAAAAAAAAAAAUGUCCUUGAUACAGUAAAUUGGCUUAAUUAGCAGUUUAGACUUGCAGUUACCACUUAACAGACUCCAAAGAUGUUAUUUAAAAAAAAAAAUAUUAAAAAAAUUGAGCGGUGACACUGGGUUCUGCACACGAAUGUGUAUACAUGUACGGCCCAUGUGGCUGUGGUUGUAACUCUACCAUUUAAGCUGCACCACCCACUGCUGUGGUGUAAGUGUAAGAAAAACAAUACAAGUGGGCCAGUGCACCACAAAUAUCAAUAUAAUGUGCAACACAAAAUGCAUGCAUGGCUGCCUAAGGCUUAAAUUGAAAGAAGAUUCUGUGACAUGUUCAUUAAAUAGACUUAAUCAAACAUGCCAUUAGCGACCCUUUGUGUUGUUUAGUCGAGCAGGUGCUUAGAUAUGAAGCCAAACCAACAUGACAACGACCUUUUCAGAGGAGCUGUUACACUGUGAGCAUGACUGCACACCCAUUAGCAGAGGUAAUAUAAGACAUUUUUUGACCAACACACCUCAAGCUGCCUCUACAGAGCAAACGUCUUGCUUAUGGAGCUGCACGAUAAAGUAUAGCCUCUGUAUGCGGAAACAGAUUUGCUACUGCCUUAUUAGAGUAGAUGUAGUUCCUUUUUGAACGGUAAUAAUAGUUGUGUUGUUCCCUAGCAUGAUUGCUUCAGAGCAGAAGAGUGCUUUUGUGGCAAUAGAAAGUAGCCUCCGAGCUUGUUCCGAGAAAGUGCGCUCGCUUUACGAGAAGAGGAUGUGGUUUAAAAACGUUGAAAGCCACCAGAUCUAAACUGUCCUGUUUAGGUAGAGUUUUACUUUCAUUGGUUUUUGUAUCUGGGGGCUGGUUUUGUUGAAUUUAAAAAUACUGUGUUUGCAGUUAGUUGUGGCACUGAUGGAAUAAGUCAAGACCAGAUUUAGAGUUUGCUUUCAUCCUGUUUUUGUUCUACGGAUCUGGUCGAAAUUAGUUUGUGAUGUUAGCUGGCUUGAAAGAAUGAGGAAAAAAAAAAAUAUUCUUUUUGUUUUCUAUGUUUUUUUUUUCGUGAUUCCUCCUAUCUGUGUUUUGUGUUUGGGGGAAAGAGAUUGCUUUGUUACCUUCUUACUAAGCUGCAUUUUGCUUUUUUGUAUACAUAUGUAGAUAGAAUAAAAGGGGAGGGGGAGGCUAGGGGUUCUUUUGUGCAUGAGGGAACUGGAGGUCUGUAGUUUUCCCAUUGCCAAACAGCAACUAUGCCUCUCUGUUUUUCACGUGUUUACAGAGAUAAAGGGCUAUAUCAGUCAUCGAGUGUGGACAAACAUCCAUCCAUCCGUUUCUCUGAGUGACUCGUCUCCUCUGUUUUGUUCACUUAAAGCCACAGCUGCCGAGAUCCACUAUCUGAACAUGGUCAGUUUUUUAGGGUUCCGAUGUUAUUUUAAUGUUUUGGUGGAGCUCAUAUUUACCAACGGCUGAUUGUACAUGACUGUGUAUGUUUGUUUAAUAGGCUUUAACUUUGCCUUUUUGUUUUUUAUCAAACGGAGGUGCGUGAUGUGACUUCCCUCCUAACCCCCCCCAAAUAAUAACGAUCCUCUCUUACGUUACUUCAUGUGUGGCUGUGACGAUAGUGUGUGUGUGUGUGUGUGGUUGUCAAUUUGGUUUCCCACUCUCAGGGUUAUCUUUAACAAGCAGUGCUAGAGUUUUAAAUGAACACCUUUUUGACCCACCAGUCUCAUAAAGCCAAAGCAGUUCUUUCAUGUUAAUUGUUUCCCCCACAGUUGUCUGCUGUUCAUUUCUGCAUCACGCAUCUCUGUAGUCUAUUGUACUUUACUCAACUAGGCUAUGCAAAAACAUAAACCUACUGUUAAAUGCUGCGAGCCCUCUCUCAAUCUCUGUGUCAUUUGUCUGUUGUCACCAGUACAAGCAAUAUAACUCUUGAGUACUUGUGACACUGCACUGUACUGUAAUCUACUUUGGUUGGUGUGCGUACAUGUAUUUGUUGAAGAAAAUCUGUAAAAAAACAAACAAAAAAACAACUUGUAAUGCUACCUGCGAUGUGAGAGUGUAUGCUUCAAUGACAGUUGAGGGGCUUGAGUUAAGCCAUUCUAGUUUAUACAGUGGGUACGGAAAGUAUUCAGACCCCUUUAAAUUUUUCACCCUUUGUUUCAUUGCAGCCAUUUGCUAAAAUCGAAAAAGUUCAUUUUUUUUCUCAUUAAUGUACACUCAGCAACCCAU